AUGUUCUGCUACCACUGUCCACCGUCGCUGCACCCGGCCGGACCGCACCCGCCACGGUUGCCGACGCUCGAGUAUCCGUUCGCCCCGACGCAUCCUUAUACCAGCUACUCCUAUCAUCCGGCCAUCCACGAUGAAAGUUUCGUUCGGCGAAAGCAACGACGGAACCGGACCACCUUCACGCUCCAGCAGCUCGAGGAACUGGAAACGGCCUUCGCCCAAACCCACUAUCCCGAUGUGUUCACCCGGGAGGAUCUGGCGAUGAAGAUCAACCUAACCGAGGCCCGUGUGCAGGUCUGGUUCCAGAACCGGCGGGCCAAGUGGCGUAAGGCCGAGCGGCUGAAGGAGGAACAGCGCAAACGGGGCGGCAGCGGUGGCGGUGGUGCGGACGGGGCCGACUCGCAGCUGAUGGGCGAUAAGCUCGACACGGACAGCCGGGACUCGAGUCCGGACAUUACCGGUGAUGCCGAUGACGACGAUAUGCGCAGCUCGAGCGUGCCGCCCAUGAGUCCGCGCGUGGACUCGGAACCCGAGCGGCCCUCCUCUUCUACGCAGCUCAACUCAACGCACUCGCACUCAGCAUCCAACAGUGCCGGAACACCGUCACCGGGCCUGAAAUUCGCACCGUACUCGGUGCCGAGUCCAGCACCGUCCGCCUCGGCCGAUUCACCGAUCGAGGUCGGCGGUCCAAUUUCGCUGACGACCACAUCCAGGACUCCACCGAGCGAGUCGCCGCACCAUGUGACCAGCAGCUCGAUCGCCAGCCUGUCGACGGCCACCACGACGCCCAGCUUCAGUAGCCACAUCUUCGGGAACUUCACCGAAAGUAACGGCGGAUUCCGGCCCGUGCUCGAUAAUGGACAACCGAGGACUACGCCACCACUGUUCUUGCCGCCGCACCUGGCAUCGCUCAGCUCCCAGUUCAAUCCGCCACUGUUUCCGAGCCUAAAAGCGGCCUUUCCCGGGCUCUGCUCGUGCUGUCCGGCUAAAGCACCGGCCACCUCCGGUGCGUCGUCCGUCUCACCAACGUGCACCUCUUCGACCGCCUCACACUCGCCGUCAUCGGCCCACCACCACUCGACGGCCGGAUCGGCCCUGUCGGCCAUCACCAGUUCCGUGGCGGGCGCUGGCUCCGGGCUGCCGGAUCCGCGGUCUUCAUCGGUCGCCGAGCUGCGCCGCAAAGCCCAGGAACACUCGGCCGCCCUGCUGCACUCCCUGCAGGCGGCAGCCGCUGCCGGACUGGCCUUUCCCGGGUUCCACUUGCCACCGCUGUCGCUCCAUUCGGCCCUCAGCAGUGGCCGGAAGCCGUCGGACUUUAUCAGCGAUCUGUCGAUGCACCACCACCACCAUCACCAUCUGGCGGCCGGUGCCCACCAUCUGAGCGGCCAUUUGGCGAGCCUCCAUCAGCAUCAUCACAACAACAACAAUAGCACCGCCGCUGCGAACAACAACACCAGCGGCACGAGCAGCACAAACCCGGCGAACCACAGCCCCUCGGCCGGCUCGAUGCUGGCCACCGAUGUGCCCCGCUCACCCCGCACGCACACCGCCUCCGGUGGACAUGAGAAAUCGGACUCGAACGAGUAAUGCCUCUCUAUUUGAACUAAAUUCGGUGCAAAAACCGUUGUACGUUCCGAAGGUGUUUUAGCGGCCAUUCCAUGUUUAGUGUUCUACGGGAAGUAAAAUAGAAAUCGCAAUGAAGACGAAGUCUGGGGUGUAGAGUUUAGAAUAAACAGGCGUGAUCAUCCUUUUCGGCCACCGGGCCACGCAAAACGAUUAUUUAUUCUUUCGGUUGCUUGAGGCCGAUUGCUACACUAAGAAACAAUAAACUCGUGUUAUCAUUUAUUUCAUGGUUAUCGAGGUUAUAAUUUUGUACGGAUUGUAGUUAAUGGAAAAAGAUAUGCAAAAAGGUAUUUGU
This is a messenger RNA of Anopheles bellator, 1915 nucleotides long. Its product is annotated as diencephalon/mesencephalon homeobox protein 1-like. The record is from RefSeq and is a predicted model, not a curated record. Gene Ontology annotation, biological process: regulation of transcription by RNA polymerase II. The transcript has 8 exons. Lineage: Eukaryota; Metazoa; Arthropoda; Insecta; Diptera; Culicidae. Gene Ontology annotation, molecular function: RNA polymerase II transcription regulatory region sequence-specific DNA binding; DNA-binding transcription factor activity, RNA polymerase II-specific. The coding region runs from base 1 to 1584 and encodes 527 amino acids.